UCCUUGCAACUGCUGAGUAACGCAGACGAUCCUAGAGCAAACUGGGGGGAAAUGAUCCCAAUAAUACCAAACAAUAACGAAUCGCUAAUAAUCAGGAUGCAAGUGCUAUUGUCGUAGGCUAGAUGGCCACUGCUCUGGAAACCCUGUUCAGGCGUGCAAUUCUGGUCCAGGAUGCUCUCCUGCGUGCUGACACCCCGAAAAUACCCCCUGCCAGGUGGCAAACUGCUUCAGCCCAGCCGGACCGGCAGGGCAGCUGCAGUUCUCGCGUUUGAGGCAGCUCUGCCUUGCCUCCACCCAGCUGGGAUGGAGAGAGAGACCGGUCCAAGGCUUGGGCUGCCGCGGAGCUGGUGCUCCUUAUGCCCUUUCCAGGAUGCUGAGCGCCUGUUGAAUCCCACAGGUUGCUGAGCAUCCCUCCUUCCCCUCCCUCCCUCCCUCCCUGAUUCCUUAUCUCAUGUCUCCUCUCUCUGUGUGGCUUUCUCUCACGCACUGUCUCUCUCACACACAGAGCACAGAAGCGGGAAAAGGUUUCCUGCCGGCUUGCCAUCGCCUAGACCGGUCCAGCCCGUUCUGGACCACUGAGCCCAGCAAGCGGAGCGAGCGAGCGCUCAGCAACCUGCAAAGUUGAUCCGGCAUCUCUCCCCGCGACACCUCCCCGUUUCCCGGCUCAUCUCUCCUUCCAGACAAGUCUGGAGAGACAAUUAGCACCAUGCCGGGGCUCAUCAACCGGAUGACCAACUCUGCUCUCCCUCUCGCGGCCUCUGAGGUGACCUCUUGUGUCAGCGGCUAUGCUUUUGGGAUGACGGCCUCUCUCACCUACAGCAACUCAGAGACCCACCCCUUUGAAGGGCUUUUUGUCUACCCAUUGGAUGAAUACACAACUGUGGUUGGCUUUGAGGCGAUGAUUUCUGAACGGGUUGUGACCGUGCAAAUCAAAGACAAGGCCAGAAUUGACGACUGCUACGUUGACUGCUGCAGCCUCCCCAAUGGCAGGGCCCUGGACGAAGGUGGACGUAUUGUGCUAGAUGAGGAUUUGGAGAGGAUCGUCUUUGUGGCCAAUUUGGGCAUCGUUCCUUCUCAGGAAAAUGUCUCCAUCUGCAUCAGUACCUCCUCAGAGCUGCAGACCCUUCCCAGCGGUGCUGUGAGGGUCCUCCUUCCAGCUGUGUGUGUCCCUAAGGUCCCCCAGAAUAGCACAGAUGCCACCGCCACCAUCUCUGGACACCACCUUCGAUUCAGAGACAGACACUACUGUGGUGUUGCUACUCCGGAUCAGCCCGGAAAAUUCUGUCUGGCUCGGCUUUUGGAAACGGAAGCGACGAAUCCUACUGAGUAUGAGUUCAGCUUCUACCUGGAGAUCAGAGGACCGUGCUUACUUGCAGGAGUUGAAAGCCCGACGCACGAGAUCCGCGCAGAUGCCGCUCCUUCAGCCAGAUCUGCCAAGAGCAUUGUGAUCACGCUGGCGAAUAAACAUACUUUUGACCGACCCGUGGAGAUCCUGAUCCAUCCAAGCGAGCCUCACAUGCCCCAUGUAUUAAUGGAAGAGGGUGACAUGUCCCCUGCAGAAUAUGAGCAGCACCUGAAGGGGCGGAAUGACUUCAUUAAAGGGACCAAGAAAGAUGCAAGUGCAGAGAGAAAGACAGAAAUCAUCAGGAAGCGGCUCCACAAGGACAUCCCUCACCACCCAGUGAUCAUGUUGAACUUCUGUCCUGAUCUGAGGACAGUCCAACCCAACCUCAGGAAGAGCCACGGAGAAUUCAUCUUUCUCGUGGACCGCAGUGGGAGUAUGAGUGGUGUGAACAUCAACCGUGUCAAGGAUGCCCUCCUGGUCAUUCUGAAGAGUCUGAUGCCAACGUGUCUAUUCAAUAUCAUUGGAUUUGGAUCGACUUUCAAGGCCUUGUUUCCUUCCAGCCAGACCUACUGCGAGGAGAACCUGGCCGUUGCAUGUGAAAGCAUAAAGAAGAUCCGUGCUGACAUGGGUGGCACCAACGUCUUGUCGCCCUUGAGGUGGGUCAUCCGGCAGCCGAUCCACCAAGGCCACCCACGGCUGCUCUUCCUGCUGACCGAUGGCGCCGUCAGCAACACGGGAAAGGUCAUCGAGCUUGUCCGGAACCACUCAUUCUCCACUAGGUGCUAUACUUUUGGCAUUGGGCAGAAUGCCUGUCGGAGGCUGGUGAAUGGCCUGGCUGCCGUGUCCAAAGGAAGUGCGGAAUUCCUGGUUGAGGGAGAGAGGUUGCAGCCAAAGAUGAUAAAAUCUCUGAAGAAGGCGAUGGCUCCAGUCAUUAGCGACGUCUCCGUGGACUGGGUCUUCCCUGAAACAGCCGAAGUCUUAAUCUCACCUGUCAGUGCCAGCUGCCUUUUCCCAGGGGACCGGUUGGUGGGCUACAGCAUUGUCUGUGAUACGUCCCUGUAUGUUUCGAACCCCAGGCUGGACAAGAGGCGACGCUACAGUAUGCUGCAUUCCCAAGAGUCUGGCAGCUCCGUUUUUUUCCACUCACAAGAAGAAGGAGGUGGCUCAGAUGUCUGGGGCUGCCUCAAGGAUUCAGAAACCGGGUUGCCUUCAGAGAGGACCCCUGAACUCCUGGAGGUUGGCAGUGACCUGGGAAGUGAAUCUGAAGUGGACUCUGGAGUGGAUGCAACAACAGCUCCGUCACGGCGUAGGGCGUACAGCACCAAUCAAAUUGCUGACCACGAACCAUUCCGGAAGGUUCCCACGGCCAGCGACCCCAGUUCUGUUCUCAUUAAGAAUCCGCUUCGGAAGGCCCAGCUGCAGGAUCUCACCCAACUCAGCCCAGAACCGCCAUUGUGGCAGGUGGAGUUUCAGUCUUCUCAGGCUUUCGCUGCCAGCCCUCAAAUAUCUACCCCAAGAAUACGGGGGGUCGGAGCAAGGCGGCCCUCCCUGCUGCAGCAGAGUCGUGUCUCCUUCUGCCACAACCCAGAAUCACCACAGCAGCACAUCAGCCUUGCACAGACUGGGAAGAACUUUGGGCCACUUGAGACCGACUCCCUCCCAGGGUCCAUUUUUUCAGAGAGCCGGAGCCCGGGAGAUCUGGAUGUUGCCCAGCACCCAUCCUUCCUCUUUGAAACGGAGACUUCGUCGGAUUGGGAAUCCCACGACCCAGAGAUUGGCUCAGCCAGCGGCAGCUGGCGGCACUCUCCAAGAUCCACCUGCAAGGCGGUGGUGAAAGGGCUGCGGAACAAUGAAGUGGUCCAGUGGGAGGUGCUGUUUGACAUCGCCCCGCUUUUCCGAGGUCGGGAGGGCAAGAGGAAUGACGAAGAUGAUCUCUGGAGCGAGACCUUCCACCACCUGGCUGCCAAGUCCAUCGUCCGGGACUUUGAGCAGCUCGCAGAGAGGGAAUGUGAAAUUGAGCAUGGGUCCGGCCGGCGGUACCAGGUGAAUGCCGUGCACACCAGCAAAGCCUGCAAUGUGAUCAGCAAAUACACAGCCUUUCUGCCCGCAGACCUGAGCAACAAUAGCUACUUGCCGACCGUUGUGGAAUAUCCCAAUGCAGGUCCAGCCUUGAAACCCGGCAGCCAACGGAAUUCGGGUUCUGAGAACAGGCGGCACAGAACACUCUCCUCUGGGCUGGGACGCAUCCAGUCAACCUGUGGUCAAGAUUCAGCAGCAGAUGCAGAAGAGAACAGCCUGUCUCCGUGCAGUACACCGUCCUCCUCGGGAUGGGAUCGCAUCACUUUCCCAGAUGUUCCACUACGAAGUCCAUCUGUCUCCUCUCAGAAAUCCAUUGAGAGCUUUUUUGCGGCCAGGCUCACCUUUAACAAAACAAGACUGUUGACGCGAGCAGCCCGAGGCUUUAUGGGAAAAAUACCCGCCAGGACCAGCGAGACGAGUUUGGAAAGCGACAAUGAAAACAUUGACUACCUGCCCCUUGUGUCUCUCCAGCUUGCCUGUGGCUCCUUCCUCUUGAACAAGGCCUUCUGUGAGGCCAUCAACAUCCCCCUGGAGAAGCUGAAGUGGACGUCUCCUUUUGCCUGCCACCGCAUGGCUGCCAGCCCCUCAGCCAGCUCCUGCGCCCCCAGGAGAUCAGCCACGUCAGAGGAAACCAAGAGCUCUGAGGGAACUCAACCACUGGACAAUGUCAAUCCCUCGACAAACAAAGAGAGUGAGUCCGGCCACGCCCGCCAUUUUGCCAGUGACACUGUCGAAAGUCACUCUGGGGCCCUGAAGGCUGAGAACAAGCUUUCUCCUCCCGCCAUCACCAUCCAGCGCUUCUCCUUUCCAGAAAGCAUUCCAUCGCCUCAGGAGUCGCAGGCUGACAGUGGGAGAGGUUCUGAGACAGACAGCUCCGAGCUGCAGACCUGGUUGGUGGACAUUGAGCUCCAGAAGAAGAAUGCACCAGAGGGAAUGCUGUGGGCCACAGCCGUGGCCCUAGCCUGGCUGGAGCACAGCUCUGCUUCGUACUUCAUUGAGUGGGAGCUGGCGGCAGCCAAGGCCAGCCUGUGGCUAAGCGAGCAAGAUUUCCCCGAAGGUCGCAGCCUGCCAGCAGUGAAGGCAGCAGCUCAGCAGCUCUUUGUGUUGCUCAGGCACUGGGAUGAAAACCUGGAGUUCAAUUUGCUCUGCUACAACCCGAAUAAUGUAUAGAGAGCAGGAGAGGGUGGGAUCUCAGGAGGGAAGGUGGGCACACGGUGGCUCAUUCACGAACCAGGUUACAACCUACCAAUUACUGCCAGAAACACCCCUGUAUGUUGGGUUGAGGGCUGGGCUGGGAAUCUCAGGCCCGGAGGUCAUAUGCAGCCCUUCAAAGAUCUCUAUCUGACCCCUUGGGGCUCCUCACAGGUCACACCCAUCACUGACCCUCCUCCUGAGCUUCCUUGAGCUCUUUCACUUGGUUGAGACGUGUUCUUGAACUGUGAUAACGCUUCUUGCUUUCCUGGAUGCAGAGUUGUCUGUGUAGAACCUCUCUGACUGCUCUCUGUUUGUAGCCUGUUGUACAAAGAGAAGGAGUCCUAUCCCGUAAGCCUAACCCCAUCUACCACUGCCAGGUAGCCCCCAGAAGGUUGCCUGCUAGAGAAUGUGGCCUUUGGGCUGAAAAGCAGUUCCUUGCCCCUGGGUUAAGUUUUCCCAGACAAUGAUCAAUGCUGCAUUCAGAGGCUACUCCCCACCCCUGCAUCCUUGUAUCCUCUGCCAGCAACACACAUUUUCUAUGGGGCUAGAAUCAUUUAAACAGUGGUAAUAUUAUGCAUCCUUUUCUAUCAAGUCCCAAGCUUGCAAUGUGCAUUGCCAUCUUUUGCCUAAGUCCUGUGAUGGUGGCUAAUAUUAUUCCCAUCUGUAGAUACAAACUGUGGAAGUUCCAUUAGCCUAUGGGGUUCAUCCAGACCAUUCUUGUAGACACCAGGGAUGAGCACCAAACUUCAGGCUCAUGGGUCCCACUCCUGCUCUUGGUUUAUUAGGAUGCCGGUGAAUGUCAAAGUCCAGCAACCAGAGUGUGAAAGAGUGUCAGAGGAAGGGCAACAUGUGCCUAGAAUUAAGGAACAAGGUGCUUCUAAGCAUUUGCUCAGCCCAAGGGUGCGUUUUUCUCACCAGAUCUAAACUUACAGUCCAGUCCCAGACAAAACUCCACUCCUGGUUUUCCCAAUAAACUUUAUUCAUCUCAGCAGCUUAAUUUUUAGAAGAGUCGGAUGUGGAGAAAGCCUUAUUUUCUUAUUGCCCUGUUGUUAAACAAAUCCUCACAGAUCUACUGGAAAUCACCUUGAGAUCUAACAGUAGAUCUACUUUCUGCCCACACUGGUUUGUGUUGGCAGGGCAGCAGAUCACCACGUUUUCGAAGAGGGAUCUCUUCCUGGAAGUGCUGGGGGUUGCACCUGGGAUCUUUUCCAGAAAGGGCACCUGCUACAGCCUUUCUCCUAUAUAAGCAUAGGAAGCUGCCUUCGACCAAGUUAGACCAUUGAUCUGCCUAGCUCAGUAUUGUCUUCUGCAAAAUGUAGGAAUGAUGUAAAAAUCUUACGCUGGUACUGUAGUGACAAAUUCAGAAGUGCAGGGUUCCCUUUGUGUUAGUCACAGACACACCCACUUCUAAGGUUAUAUGACCUAAGAUUAUACAAUAAUCUUACAAAUAUAAAACAAUAAUAAUUAGGGAGACAUUGCAACGAUAAAUACAAAUCUCCGUUUGUUGCUUUUCAGCUGGAUCUACUAUUUUCUGUGCCAGGUACGUUGGGAACUGAUUCAGAGAGCUCCAAUAUGUUCUUUCAGAGUGGCUUAAGCUGUGUUUACCUUGACGUUCCGCUGGAACAGCUUGUGUUGUCUGUGUUCCUAAACGCUUAGCUUCGGAGCAUACAUAACAACUUCUCCUCAAUAUUCUUCCCACACACCUUCUCCAGAGUGACCCUAGGAGCCAAUCCUCACUGGCUGGCUCAGCCCCUUUCACACUUAUUCGUUCCAAUCAGCACAAAGGGUGAGAAGGCUUCUUAGUGGCUAAAAAACUCCCCUUUCAUGUUGAUGGGGUUGACCCUGCUGCAGAAAUAGUAAUUUUGACUGCAGAUCACAACACCACUGUAAUCUGCUUUGUGGGAAAGAAUCCCAUGGAGGCUUAUAAGCAGUCAAUGAAAACAGAACAUUCCCUGACCACAGGCUUGCAAUCACAAGACAUGGCACACAACAGAAAAAGGAACAACCAGGCACCGGUUCUUAAAGUUUAAUAGCACUUUUUAUAAUAACCACUUGGGAACAGUUUAGGGGUUGGAGGUGCCUGAUGGAGCUGGCCUUUCAGUAGAGCUGAUGGGGUGAGUCCUGCUUCUCAUCUCUCCCACUGAGGCAGCUGCCGGAAUGGUGAGGAGGACAGAUGCAGAUGCACAAUCCCAUCAAGGUUGGUUUUGAGCAGUGUCUUCUUUUAUCAGCACAUUCCUGCACACUGGUAAUGCAGAGGAGGUGAAAAGACUAAUGUUGCAGCACAAAAACUUCCUCCCACUUUUCUUUUGGAGGGACCGUCCUUUGUCAACUAAUGAGAAAAGGAAUUGCAUCCAAAGGGAAGAUAAAAUGUUGGUCGUAAUGGGUGGGCCAGUGGCUUUUUGUUGUAUUUACUUUCAAGGUGGCUGAGGGCACCUGGGAAGGCUGCAAGUGAUUUGGAGAAAGAAAGACAAGACAUUCACAGCCCUUUAUUUCACUCUGCAAUUCAUCACCCCUUGUGGUUGGCACUCUGCAGCCCUCCCAGGUGCCCACGCGUCAAUUAAAGCCCAGGGAAAGACGUCAUGAAGUAACUCCACAUAUGUGGCUAGGAAGGACAGGCACCUGGGGAGGCUACAGAGCAUGGAGGAAAAUGUUUGAUGUAAAGAAAAGCAUACAUAGCAUGCUUACAUCGAUAAGCUAAGCUCAAAGCCCUAUAUUUACCAAAAUUAUAAA
Molecule: messenger RNA, 7348 nt
Organism: Podarcis raffonei (Aeolian wall lizard)
Lineage: Eukaryota; Metazoa; Chordata; Lepidosauria; Squamata; Lacertidae
Gene: VWA5B1
Product: von Willebrand factor A domain containing 5B1
Exons: 22
Coding region: 707-4594 (1295 amino acids)
Source: RefSeq, a predicted model, not a curated record